UAUCGACUCAGUUUGUGAUUUGUGAUAUCUCACGGUAUUUUAUUGCUGUUUUGCAAUAGUAUCCCGAUAUUGUCGACAAUUCAAUUAGUAAGAGUAGUACGACGACAUACGUGUGUAGCAUCAGUUAUAUACGUCUACGGAGCUGUAAUCGUGAAACAGAAAAAACGAAAGCACCGUUAAAUCGAGAGCACUAAUAUGGGCUCCAACAAACGUCAUAAAACCGAAAAGUCUCGUGAUACCAAAAAGAAGCGUCAUCGCAGUCGCUCUAGAAGCUACACACCCGAACGCGAAAAGUCGGAGAAACACAGGCACCAUAAGAAGCACAGAAGGAAAGAGCGUAAAGACUACGACAGCGAUGUUGAAAUCGUUAAUGCUCCGCCGCCACCAAAAAUAUCCAAAUCAUCACAUCCAUCGACACCUCCUCCACCUGAAAUCUCAAAACAGCGUAGUCCAUCCCCUGUUAAAGGUGGAGCAUCGCAAACCUCAUUAUCUAUUGAAGAAACCAACAAGAUUCGUGCAAAAUUGGGAUUAAAACCAUUGGAAGUAGAUAAUAUAUCUAAAGAUGAUCCUAACAAAAUUAAAGAUGAUCUGGGCGAGUUUUAUCAUAAACCUGCACCAAACAAUAGUGAUAAAAUAAAAGCGCAGAAGCUGAGAGAAAAGAUAGGUACUCAGAAAGAAAAGAGACAAAUUGAGGCAAAUUUGUCAAAAGUGAAGAAUUUGGGUGAAGUUGAUUCGGAUGAUGAUACUCAAGUAUGGAUCAACAAAUCUAGGCAGCUAGAGGAAGAGAAAAAGAAAGCAGAAAUGAGAGCUAAAAUGCUGGAUCAAUUAGAUGAAGAAUUCGGAAUCGGUAAUUUGGUUAAAGAGGAAAUACAUACUGCCCGCAACACGGCAUAUACACAGAAAGAUUUAAAAGGCCUUAAAGUCGAACAUGAUAUUGAAACAUUUGAAGAAGGCAAGACUGUAAUCCUAACGUUAAAAGAUCAAGAAGUAUUAAAUGAAGCUGAUGAUUUACUUGUAAAUGUGAAUAUGAUUGAUAAUGAACGUUACAAACGUAGUGUUUUGAAUAAAAAAAAGAAACCUGUGUAUGAUCCAUAUGCUGAUGAAAAUUUCGACGAAUAUGGAUUCUCUAAAAAUAAGAUUUUAGAAAAGUAUGAUGAAGAAAUUGAUGGUGAGAAGAAAGAUAAUUUUGUGUUGGGUGUUAAUAAUGCGGUAGAAAUUAAACGACGCCAGAUAGAGACAGUGAAGCAACGCUUGGCAAAUAAAAAAUUAGAAACGCUACAAAUGACAGAACCAAAAUUAGCGAGUGAAUAUUACAAUGAAGAGGAACUUGCAAAAUUCAAGAAACCAAAGAAGAAGAUUCGGAAAAUUAGAACGAAAAAGAAACUGAAAGCAGACGAUUUAGUCCCUGUGGACAAUGAUUAUCUUAGAGAUCUUGGAAGUAGGAGAAGAAAAAAACCGGAAGAUUCGAAAGAUAAUGAUAUUUUAGAUGUCGAUGAUUUAGAAGCUCCUGCAGAAGAUCUUACUGGGAUAAAACUUGAAGAAGACGAUAAGGAAUUAGAAUUACAAAUGGCUUUAAAGAAAACUCAGCGUUUAAAAGAGGGACAUUCAACCGGCAUCCAGAAAACUGUUGAAACAAUAAAACAAGAAAUUCUUAAUUCUGAGGAAAGUCAAUCUGGAAAUAUUGUUCUUAAUUCUACUGCAGAAUUUUGUAGGACUUUGGGUGAUAUACCUACUUAUGGACUCGCUGGAAAUAGAGAGGAAAAUGGACAGGAACUAAUGGAUUUUGAAAUAGACGGCAUUAAGGAGGAACCACCUGCAAACGAAGAAGAGGACAAUGGUCGUGGUGCUUGGAAUACAGUGCAUUUAGAUGAGAACAUUUCGGAACCAGUUGUAAUGGAGGCAGCAAUUCUAGACGCUGAGCCGUCACUCGGCCAUGGGGUAGGUGGAGCUUUAAAAUUAGCUAUGAGUAAAGGUUACUUGCAGAAAGAAGACAGCAAUCGCCCUUCAGCGUCACGGUUCGCACAUCUGCAAGCUCAGAAUUAUUCAAUAGAGGACAAAACAUAUGGGGAUGACGAUAAGUUCGGCAGAAGAGAUCGCUUUAAUGGACCGACAUCUGAUUUUAAGGAGAAAGAAGGCUUCAAGCCGAAUGUUAAGCUUGAAUAUAUCGAUGAUGAUGGGCAUGUCUUGUGCGCUAAGGAAGCUUUUCGAUAUCUGUCACAUAAAUUUCAUGGAAAAGGUCCAGGAAAAAAUAAGGUGGAGAAAAGAAUGAAGAAAGCGGAACAAGAAGUUUUAAUGAAACGAAUGUCUUCAACAGAUACACCUUUAGGUACAUUAAAUUUAUUGCAAGCGAAACAAAAGGAAACACAAUCACCAUAUAUAGUGCUCAGCGGCAGUAAACAGAUGCAAACGACUAGCAUAGCUAAAACAAAACAUUAAAAAAUAGU
This is a messenger RNA of Cyphomyrmex costatus, 2444 nucleotides long. Its product is annotated as U4/U6.U5 tri-snRNP-associated protein 1. Bases 196 to 2436 code for a protein of 746 amino acids. NCBI's taxonomy places the organism in Eukaryota, Metazoa, Arthropoda, Insecta, Hymenoptera, Formicidae. The transcript has 11 exons. The record is from RefSeq and is a predicted model, not a curated record. Gene Ontology annotation, biological process: mRNA cis splicing, via spliceosome; maturation of 5S rRNA. Gene Ontology annotation, cellular component: U4/U6 x U5 tri-snRNP complex.